GCUUCAGGGGACUGCUAUGCUCUGGGAGUGUUGAUAUUUUCCAGUCAGUCCGGCUGACUGCGGCCAGGUUGGAAGCCUGGCAGGGAGUCGUUUUCAAAUUGUCGCGCCUGGGGCCGGCCGCACUGUGCUGUCAUAGUACCCCCGCCUGUGAGUCAGAGCCUCAGGGAGAGAAGAGCGCGACUGGACGGUCGAGAGAAGAAAGGCAAGGAACGAGAGUGCAGACUUUGACUGAAAUCUGAGACGGAGGGCACGGGAGGGCGAUCGCUAGCUUCUGAUUGGCCCGUGGGCAUCAUCGUAGACCCACGCAACUGCCUCGAUUGGUUGGUGUCUGCAAUUGUUUUGGCGGCGGCGAAGAUUUUGCCCACGUACUUCCGAACGAGAGGCGGGACUGUGCCCUGGCGCGCGUGCGCAGCGCCCCGGGGCCCCACCCGGUAGUUCAAGAACCUGCGAGGGGGCGGGGCGAAGAGGUGCUUGUUUUGGUUCUGUUUCCUUUGAAGCGGCAGGCCGGAACGAGCGAGCAUAGCAGUAAACUUGUUGAACUUGGAGAAAAGGCUACGACAAACUCGCCGCGGUGCCAUCAUCUAGGACUUCACAUCCGGGUUCUCCUGCCCCGUGACCUGCGCACCACCGACGGUUCUCGAACCGGUGCCUCAAUCUCUUUAUCCGGGUCCCGCCGAUCCCGUCGUGCUUCGCGCACCACAGUAGCCCCCUCAUCCGGGUUCUAUCCCAGCGUGCCUCGCGCCGGGUUUGCUGGGGGGUACUUGGCGGUGCCGCCAUGACUAUUCUCCCCAAAAAGAAGCCGCCGCCUCCCGACGCCGACCCCGCCAACGAACCGCCGCCGCCCGGGCCGCUGCCCCCGGCGCCGCGUCGCGGCGGGGGUGUGGGCGUGGGCGGCGGCGGCACGGGUGUGGGCGGUGGCGACCGCGACCGUGACUCGGGAGUCGUGGGGCCCCGUUCCCGGGCCUCACCACCGCCUCAGGGCCCGCUACCGGGGCCGCCGGGAGCGCUUCACCGCUGGGCGCUGGCCGUGCCGCCUGGCGCCGUGGCGGGUCCGCGACCACAGCAGGCCUCUCCUCCUCCUUGCGGGGGCCCUGUCGGUCCCGGCGGCGGUCCCGGCGACGCGCUGGGCUCAGCGGCGGCGGGUGUGGGCGCGGCGGGCGUGGUGGUGGGCGUGGGCGGAACCGUAGGCGUGGGAGGUUGCUGCUCCGGACCGGGCCACAGCAAGCGGCGACGUCAAGCCCCCGGGGUCGGAGCGGUUGGCGGGGGCAGUCCGGAGCGUGAGGAGGUCGGCGCGGGUUACAACAGUGAGGACGAAUACGAAGCGGCUGCAGCUCGCAUCGAGGCUAUGGACCCCGCAACCGUUGAGCAGGGGGAACAAAACACAGAACCAUUCCAAUGGAUUCCAGCGACUUCCUUAAAGCAGGAGCACUGGUUUGAAAAGGCCCUGAGGGACAAGAAGGGCUUCAUCAUCAAGCAGAUGAAGGAGGACGGCGCCUGUCUCUUCCGGGCUGUAGCUGACCAGGUAUAUGGAGACCAGGACAUGCAUGAGGUUGUACGAAAACAUUGCAUGGACUACCUGAUGAAGAAUGCGGACUACUUCUCCAACUAUGUCACAGAGGACUUCACCACCUACAUCAACAGGAAGCGGAAAAACAACUGCCAUGGCAACCACAUUGAGAUGCAGGCCAUGGCAGAGAUGUACAACCGGCCCGUGGAGGUGUACCAGUACAGCACAGGUACUUCUGUGGUGGAACCCAUCAACACAUUCCAUGGGAUCCAUCAAAAUGAGGAUGAACCCAUCCGCGUCAGCUACCAUCGGAAUAUCCACUACAAUUCAGUGGUGAAUCCCAACAAGGCCACCAUUGGUGUGGGGCUAGGCCUGCCGUCAUUCAAACCGGGGUUUGCAGAGCAGUCCCUGAUGAAGAAUGCCAUAAAAACAUCAGAGGAGUCAUGGAUCGAACAGCAGAUGCUGGAAGACAAGAAGCGGGCCACAGACUGGGAGGCCACAAACGAGGCCAUUGAGGAGCAGGUGGCUCGGGAAUCCUACCUGCAGUGGCUACGGGAUCAAGAGAAACAGGCCCGCCAGGUCCGCGGCCCCAGCCAGCCCCGGAAAGCCAGCGCCACAUGCAGUUCUGCCACAGCAGCAGCCUCCAGUGGCCUAGAGGAGUGGACCAAUAGGUCCCCGCGGCAGCGGAGUUCAGCCUCUUCACCCGAGCACCCUGAGCUGCACACCGAGUUGGGCAUCAAGCCCCCUUCCCCAGGCACUGUCUUAGCUCUUGCCAAACCUCCUUCACCCUGUGCACCAGGUACAAGCAGCCAGUUCUCGGCAGGGGCUGACCGGGCUACUCCCCCCCUCGUGUCCCUCUACCCUGCUCUGGAGUGCCGGGCCCUCAUUCAGCAGAUGUCCCCCUCUGCGUUUGCAGGUCUGAAUGACUGGGAUGAUGAUGAGAUCCUAGCAUCGGUGCUGGCAGUGUCCCAACAGGAAUACCUAGACAGUAUGAAGAAAAACAAAGUGCACAGAGAUCCACCCCCAGACAAGAGUUGAUGGAGACCCAGAGACUGGAGACCAUCUCCCAACCCCCACCACUCCUGCCCUCCGGUGCCGACCCACCUUCUUUGGCUUUCUUCCCUUUUGCCUUCUUCCCUCUCUCCUUUCGUUUCCCUCUUCCCCACUUCCCUCUGGCUGACCCACCACUGCACCCCCUUUCAUCGCUGCCACCACCACCAUCACCCGUCUCUUCGCCAGCUGACGUGCCCUGUUGCCCCCUGCACAGCACCAUCCCUGCACUCCACAGGGGACUUGGGCAAGGGUGCCGAACAUAGGCGAGAGGCACACAGAGACAAACCAACUGGCAGCCAGGCAGUCCCCGAGGAGAAACAUUCAGACAGAGGAAAGUCUCCCUGCCCCCCUCACUCCCUGCCCUGUUUCUUCCAACUUCAGAAAAACUUGUUACCCCCACCUCCACAAUGAUGCUGGGAAGGUGCGAGGAAGAAGUGGGAAUUCCCCUUCCCAGUACCCCAAGAAUGUCUGAGCCUUCAAUGUUGAAUUUUUUCUUUAUUAAAAUGUACUUUUAUCUUAUAAAAUCAAUCAAUCCAAAAUGAUGUAGACAACAGCAUUGGCUCUGUGAAGGCGGCAUCUCUGGUUUGGGAGCAGGCAGGCCAUGGGCCACAGAGGGAGCACAAAGAUGUGGUUGCUGUCUCUAGCCUCCAGCUCUGUGGAGGUGGGCAGUGUCUAGAGUGCAAGCCGGAGCAGGGUGGGGGGCAAGGGGGCAGGUGUCAUAUGGGCUUUGGACACUGAGACUCUGACCUUGCUGCAUUCCUAUUGCUUCCACACCACCACCACCACUACCACCACCACCACUGGUCUCUUUGGAAUCUUGGGGUGGGAGGCACCUUUGAGGAUCAUGGCAGCCACUGCCUGCCCAGGAUUUGAGUGGGGAGUGGGAGCAGCCUCAACAGAUGAGGCACCUGUGCCCUGCAGGUGUUGACAAGAUCCACCAUCUGUAAUGUCCUUGGCACAAUAAAACCAAAUGUCAGUUUCCCCUGA
Messenger RNA from Acinonyx jubatus (cheetah), 3547 nucleotides. RefSeq names its product OTU deubiquitinase 5 (gene OTUD5). NCBI's taxonomy places the organism in Eukaryota, Metazoa, Chordata, Mammalia, Carnivora, Felidae. Gene Ontology annotation, biological process: protein deubiquitination. Gene Ontology annotation, molecular function: K63-linked deubiquitinase activity; cysteine-type deubiquitinase activity. The transcript is spliced from 10 exons. The record is from RefSeq and is a predicted model, not a curated record. Bases 776 to 2545 code for a protein of 589 amino acids.